AUGCUUCCAAGCAGCAUGACCAAGUUGAAGAAUGUUCAAAUACUAUCUUUAGACGGUUGGGCAGCUAGGAUUGGCAAACAAUCACAUGCCUCUUGCUCUUCCUCUUCUGUUGGAGAAUUUGUACCGAAAUAUCCAAAUUUAUUAUUGAUUUCCUUGCCAUCUUCACUAGUAACCUUGUCCCUUAGAGACAGUAAUUUAUCUAAUGAAUCCUUCCCAGCGGACUUCAGCAACAUGUCAAUGUUGAAGAUAUUAUAUUUAGACGAAAAUCCAAUUGAUUCCCUACCUGAUUGUGUCAGAAACCUUAGCAGGCUUGAAGGACUCUCUGUUAUGAAUUGUUCGAAGUUAAAGUCAGUUUUGUGUCCUCCAAAUACAGUGAAAUGUUUGAGUGCUGACCAUUGUGUGUCACUUGUUAAAAUAACAUUCUCUCAGGAAAUCACAGCACCACCAUUUGUCCAUUACUAUUAUUCAGUGUCAUUGACUGAAGUUCAAGGCAUAUUCAAAAUUCAAGCUAUAGAAAAAAUUGACGACCAAAUAUUAUGUAGCUUGGGGUGGACACAUUUACAACAUGUGAAAGAUCACAAGGUGCGGAUUUGGGAUUCUGCCAUAUGGCCUCGUGUGACGAAACUUCCAGUUCAGAUGUGCUACGAAUUUGGAAUAUUUAGCACAUGUUUUCCAGGGAAUGUGGUUCCAGAUUGGUUAGGUCAUAAAAACAAUGGUUCAUCAAUAUCAUUCACCAUGCCAUCGUCUUCAACAAAUAAAAGGAUCGAGGGAAUAAAUAUAUGCUUUGUGCAUACAUUUUCAGCUGAUGAAGAUUUAGUAUGGUUAAGCCAUUGGAUGUUUGGGAAAAAUGAGCUUGAAGAUGGCGAUGAAGUUAGUGUAACCAUUGUAGAGGAAGAGGAAGACGGUGGUAUAAUGGUAAAAGAGUGUGCAGUCAGUCCUGUGUACAAUGAUAGAGAGAAUGAAGAAGACCCUUUGAGUUAUUAUAAGUCGUGGAAACAUAUCAUUGGUAGAGAUCUGUCUACUUUUCAAUUAACGUCAGGAGAUUACUUCCUAAUCCAUGAUCGUUUUUUUAAUCGUUCCCGAGCAUUUAAGGACCUCUUUCAACAUAAAACAACCCAGAAUCUAUUUGGUUAUAUUCCGCAAUAUAAAGAUGAAAAUGUGGUUACACAUGAAAAUGAGGAUUGGUACUUGAAUGAGUGGAGACAGUCUUUUCUUCAAAGGUUGGUUAUCUGA
Messenger RNA from Lactuca saligna, 1233 nucleotides. Lineage: Eukaryota; Viridiplantae; Streptophyta; Magnoliopsida; Asterales; Asteraceae. The record is from the annotation of a GenBank genome assembly.